Gambusia affinis (western mosquitofish) is the source of this 1150-nucleotide messenger RNA. Its product is annotated as N-acylethanolamine-hydrolyzing acid amidase-like. Gene Ontology annotation, biological process: fatty acid metabolic process. The transcript is spliced from 11 exons. Gene Ontology annotation, molecular function: fatty acid amide hydrolase activity. Lineage: Eukaryota; Metazoa; Chordata; Actinopteri; Cyprinodontiformes; Poeciliidae. Gene Ontology annotation, cellular component: lysosome. The record is from RefSeq and is a predicted model, not a curated record. The coding region runs from base 25 to 1104 and encodes 359 amino acids.
UCCUCUGACUGGCAGCUCGCAGUCAUGAUGCUGUGGAGUUCAGCGGUGCUGGUUCUGCUCGGACUCUCUGGGCCUCUGUGGGCUCAGCGGCCGCCUACAGUGUCCGUCAAUCUGGACCUGAGUCCGGAACAGCGAUGGGAGCAUCUUCAGGAAGCUUUUGAUACAGAUUUAAUGAAAAAAGCUGCGCAAAUCCUCAUUAGUUCACAGGUUCCAAACUGGUUGCAUAAAGCAACGAGCCCUAUUGUGAUGUCCCUGGAAAAACACAUUCCCCAGCCGUACGCUGGGGAAAUCCGUGGAAUAGCCAGCGUGAUGAAAAUGAACCUCGCUGACGUCGUCAUCCUCAACUUUGCGUAUGAAUUUACCGCUUACUGCACAAGCAUCGUGGCUCAGGACAAGAACGGGAACAUCUACCACGGCAGGAAUUUUGAUUUUCCACAUGCAGUUCUGAGGAAUCUGACCAUGAAUGUUGUCUUCUUCAAAAACGGAGAGCCAGCGUACUUUGGAACGUCAUUGGCCGGUUAUGUGGGGCUAUGGACCGGAAUGAGUCCAUACAAGUUCACUGUGUCUGGCAACCAGCGAGAAACGCAGGUUUGGUCAAACUGGUGGAAGAAUGUUGUGUCUGCCAUCUUUGACCACAGUUUCCCGGUCAGCUGGCUUAUUAGGGUGACCCUGGAAGAGGCCAAAGACUUUGAGGAUGCAGUCACGCGUCUGUCCAAAACCCCCCUCAUCACCGGGGUGUACUACAUCGUGGGCGGCGUGCGAGCGGGGGAGGGUGUCAUCAUCACCAGAGACCGAAAGGGCCCCGCUGACAUCUGGCCCCUGGAGCCUUUAAAUGGAGGAUGGUACAGAGUGCAGACGAACUUUGACCACUGGCUUCGUCCGCCUAAAAAAGUCAAUCGAAGGGAUGUAGUCAUGAGGAAACUGGAUGCCGUGGGCCAAAAUCGCAUAUGUAUGGAUAAACUUUACCAGGUUCUGUCUCUGUCUCAUGUGUGCCUCAGAACUACAAUCUACACAGCACUCAUGAGUGCAGCAACCCCAGAGGAGUACACUGCAGUUCUCAGACAGAAGGGCUGCCCGAAGAAGACAAAAAGGAGCAGGGAGUGAUGAGUGAAUGUUUGAAAAUAAAAUUAAUACAACUCUUACAGGGACA